Molecule: messenger RNA, 2272 nt
Organism: Dendrobium catenatum
Lineage: Eukaryota; Viridiplantae; Streptophyta; Magnoliopsida; Asparagales; Orchidaceae
Product: presenilin-like protein At1g08700
Exons: 2
Coding region: 126-1409 (427 amino acids)
Biological process (GO): protein processing
Cellular component (GO): membrane; nucleus
Molecular function (GO): aspartic endopeptidase activity, intramembrane cleaving
Source: RefSeq, a predicted model, not a curated record
CCCGUAGCCUUCUGCACGACUUCGGGAACCUAUUUUUUUCGGGCGGCAGUCGAAACCACCCGAAAAAAAUGGUUCCUUUUUCUUCCGGUUAGCCACCGAUCUCUCUGCGAUCGCCGGAGCCGACGAUGCGACGACGCCGGACGCCGACGGCGAUGGAUGGAAGUAUCCUUGAUUCCCUUGGGCAAGAGAUCGUUGGCGUGAUGUCGCCGGUCUCCAUCUGCAUGCUCCUCGUCGUACUCCUCGUCUCUUGCCUCUCUCCGUUACCAUCUUCAAUCGAUUCCCCUUCCUCUACUCCGGUCACCGCCGCAACUCUAGUCUAUCUCGAAUCCCCCUCCGAUCCCCCAGCUAAAAAACUCGCCGGUGCCCUCCUCAACGCCGCAGUCUUCGUGGUCCUUGUCGCCGCUGUCACUUUUCUCCUUGUAAUCCUCUACUACUACAACUUUACCGGUUUCCUCAAAGCCUAUAUGCGAUUCUCCGCCUUCUUCGUGCUAGCCUCCAUGGGCGGUUCGAUCCUCUUCUCUCUAUUCCGCCGUUUCUCCCUCUCCCUCGACGCUCCGUCGGCAAUCCUUCUAUUACUCAAUUUUUCUGUCAUCGGCGUCCUCUCUAUCUUCUCACCCGCCGUCCCCAUCGUUGUGCGCCAAUCUUAUAUGGUGGCCCUCGCCAUCAUUGUCGCCGCUUGGUUCACUAAGCUCCCGGAGUGGACCACCUGGACCCUUCUCCUUGCUCUCGCCGCCUACGAUCUUGCUGCUGUGCUCUGCCCCCGCGGCCCGUUGCGCAUCCUCGUUGAUCUGGCGUCCUCUCGCGACGAGGAGCUCCCUGCCCUCGUUUACGAAGCCCGCCCGACGGCUUCCAAUCACUCGGUGUCCUCCUCCCCCUUCCCAGCCGCAUCGGUAGAGCUACAGCCCCAAUAUCCGGUUAAUUUAAAUCCCAAUGCUAACCCUAACUCAGAACCUAGCCCAAAUUCAAGUUCAAACGACAGUUCGCCAGGCCCCAACCAAGCGGAUGACUCUGUCGUGGAAAUUGAGAGUCUUGCAGAGGAGACGUUGCCCUUGGUACCUGCUGCAACAAGUAUAACUCAGCUGGGAAGCACCCAUGGUGAUCCCAUCUCUUCAGUUGAGCAAGAUGAUAUUUUUGAAACUAGCAGGGGAAUCAGGCUUGGUCUUGGGGAUUUUGUCUUCUACAGCGUGCUCGUUGGCAGGGCUGCCAUGUUUGACUUGAUGACCGUUUAUGCUUGCUACCUUGCGAUUAUAUCAGGGCUUGGAUGCACCUUGAUAUUGCUGUCGAUUUGCCGGCAUGCAUUACCGGCGCUUCCAAUUUCCAUUACUUUGGGAGUUGUCUUCUAUUUUUUGACCCGGCUGGUGAUGGAGCCUUUUGUUGUUGGGGCGUCUACGAGCUUGAUAAUGUUCUGACUAACUGAAUUACAUUAGAUGUUUUGCAAGUUGUUGACUUGUCAAGACAAGGCAUUGAAUGCUCACAGCACAAAGGAGUUGUAAAUGGUCAAGUAUCCAUAAGAGACAUAAAUUUUGUAAACUCUGAAAAUAUUUAAUUACCAUUGGGUUACAUGAUCUAAACAGCCUAGGUUAGAAAAUAUUAGAAAUGAUCUUUCUUUAUUAGAUUUAAAUGAGAAUUUGAGUUUUAACAGGACACAAUGGUGAAAAAGAAUUCAUGUAGCCGACCCCACGUAGUGGGACAAAGGCUUGAUGUUGUUGUUGUUGUUGGGUUACAUGAUCUAAAUGUUAUUUAUAUUUAUGAGUUUUAUUUUAAUGAAACUGCUCAAAAAGAUUGUCCUAAAUGAUGAAUGUCACAUUGACCCUAAACUCUAUAACAAUAAGCUUAAAACAACUAGCAUUAAAAUUGAUUACAACUCACCCAAUGAAAAUAUGAUUGACAAUUACUCCAAAUAUCUUAUGCUCCUGUGCUUAUGUGGUGUUGUCUUGCACAUAGAUUUUGUAGUUUUUUUUAGUACAUCUUCUAUUCUAUUAUGCACGCCCAAACAUCUUAAGUUCAUAAUCAGCUGAGAAAAGCAACUAACAAUUCCAUAUGUGUGUGAUAGGAAAUACUUGUGUUCGCAAGUAACCCUAAGGUGAUACUUGAGUUCGCAAGCAAUCCUAACCCAAAUCGAUAUGCAAACAGCAGUGAAAUGGCUGUUUGUAGCAGGAAAAACAGCAAAAACCUGCUGUCUACAGCAGGUAAUCAGCAUAAACCAGGGAAAAUUGUGAGAAAAAUCAAUGCAGGACUUGUAUUCCACUAGAAGAUGCAACAAAAUAGAAAA